AUGCGCAAAUUAACGCCCCAAAGCCUAAUUAUGCAGGUCCAAAACCUCUACGUCAAGGACUUUUCAGCCGUACCGUAUUGCCCAACGUCUAAGCAAACGCCAAGACCCCCAGCCAAGCGCAUCCCGCUAAUUCCGUCCCUUGAGAUCCUAGCACAUCCACCAACCAAGGCACAGCCCGGGGGUGAGCCUUUUGCAAACAACACCACAGAAGUCAUCAUGAGGUGGACCACGAUAACUACAGCCGCGGCUCUACUCGGUAGCGUUGACGCCGUUAGCUUCCCGAGAUCAAAGGCCGGUAAAGGUUAUCUGUCGAUGCACGUUGGUACCGUUGAGCGAAACAAGAACAAGCAGCACGAUAAGCGUCAAGACGGUGACGCUAUCGCCGUUCGACUCGAGAACAAAGAUUUCUUCUACGCAACAGACAUUGAAAUCGGUACUCCUCCUCAAAAAGUCACAGUCCUUCUCGAUACUGGCUCCAACGAACUCUGGGUAAACCCCGACUGCGAAGAAGCUCAAUCUGCUCUUCAAUACAACCAAUGUCUUGACUUUGGACAAUACGACCCUCGAAAGUCAAAGACACCACCCAUCGGCCCUUUUGGUGGCGAGACACUCAACUAUGGCGACGCGUCCGAUUCAUCGACGCACACAUCAGCGACGAUCCGAUACUAUACAGAUCUCAUGACAUUUGGAGACUCAAAGUUGAGGAAUCAGACUUUUGGUGUCUUGGUUGAGAGCAAUGGUAUCUCACAGGGUAUUCUGGGUCUUGCGCCUGACCUGAGGGCUGGAUUUGACGGCGAUGAGCCUUACAGCUUAUUGCUCACUUCCAUGGCUGAUCAGGGACUUAUCAACAGCCGUGUGUUCGCGCUUGAUCUACGACACUCUGAUGAUACCGAGGGUGCCCUAAUCUACGGCGGUAUUGAUCGCAGUAAGUAUAUUGGCAAGCUGGAGACGCGCCCUAUCAUUCGCGGCGAGGGUGGUGAGUACCGUCUCGCCGUGGAGUUGGAUAGCCUCGGCGUCACUAUUAGCGGUGAUACACAGGACAUUCGUGUCUCGAGCUCUGACUCCAACGUUAUGCUCGACUCUGGAACGACUCUCACCCGCAUGCACAUGUCGGUCGCGCGACCAAUUCUGGAGGCUCUCGAUGCUCAGAACGAUGGUGAGGGUUUUUACAUGACCGACUGUGAAAACCGCGACCUCGAUGGCACGGUUGAUUUUGGGUUUGGCGAUAAAAUCAUUAAAGUUGCCUUCAGCGACUUUAUUCUUGAGCUUGGACCUGGAACGUGCUACAUUGGUCUUGUACCUACCAGCGACCAGCAGAUUCUUGGUGACUCUGUUCUGCGAGCCGGAUACUUCGUCUUCGAUUGGGAUAACGAGGAGGUCCAUCUCGCUCAGGCUGCUGAUUGUGGUGAUGAGGACAUCGUUGCUGUUGGUUCAGGCUCUGACGCUGUGCCCAGUGAGACUGGCAAGUGCAAGAGUUCCGACAUCACAGCCACUGGACGUGCGGCUACUGCUACAGGCACAGGCGGCUCGUUCCCUACAUCUGCUUACACCACUACUUACACCAUCACCUCAUGUCCCGACUUCGAACGCGACUGUGCCACAGGCGUCGUGACGACACAGACCUUCAGCGGUCGACCAACCGUCACAGUCACUGCCGGGGCCGGUAGUGGCGGUGGUGACGAUGACAAUGCCGCAUGGCAGCCUAUCCCCCUCAGCUGGGUGUUUGCUGUCAUUGGCGGUUUUGCUCUCGGAGUUAACUUGCUAUAG
Fusarium oxysporum Fo47 is the source of this 1767-nucleotide messenger RNA. RefSeq names its product aspartic peptidase domain-containing protein. The transcript is spliced from 4 exons. Lineage: Eukaryota; Fungi; Ascomycota; Sordariomycetes; Hypocreales; Nectriaceae. Gene Ontology annotation, biological process: proteolysis. The record is from RefSeq and is a predicted model, not a curated record. Gene Ontology annotation, molecular function: aspartic-type endopeptidase activity. Bases 1 to 1767 code for a protein of 588 amino acids.